Messenger RNA from Lytechinus pictus (painted urchin), 486 nucleotides. RefSeq names its product glycerol-3-phosphate dehydrogenase [NAD(+)], cytoplasmic-like. Gene Ontology annotation, biological process: glycerol-3-phosphate catabolic process. NCBI's taxonomy places the organism in Eukaryota, Metazoa, Echinodermata, Echinoidea, Temnopleuroida, Toxopneustidae. The record is from RefSeq and is a predicted model, not a curated record. Gene Ontology annotation, cellular component: glycerol-3-phosphate dehydrogenase (FAD) complex; cytosol. The coding region runs from base 1 to 465 and encodes 154 amino acids. The transcript is spliced from 4 exons. Gene Ontology annotation, molecular function: NAD binding; glycerol-3-phosphate dehydrogenase [NAD(P)+] activity.
AUGUCAACUAUUUCUCAAGCUAGGCUACGCUAUGCCUACGCUAGCGCAGCUCAGCCACUGAACAUAGCAUGGCGCUCAGUCAAUGAUGACAGCAACACACAGCUCACAGUCAAUCAUCACCGCAACACAGGCGGGGGCUCAGCCAUUGCCAGGAUUGUUGGUAAGAAUGCUAAGAAGCAUCCUGAGUUUGAAGAUGUUGUCUCUAUGUGGGUAUUUGAAGAGAUGGUGAAUGGAAAAAAAUUGACAGAGAUCAUCAAUACUACCCAUGUUAAUGAGAAAUAUCUUCCAGGCCACACUCUGCCAGAUAAUGUGGUUGCUAUUCCUGAAGUAGCUGAAGCGGCCAAGGGAGCCAGGUUACUAAUCUUUGUACUACCUCAUCAAUUUGUACCUAAAGUUUGUGAGUCAUUGAAGGGGAAGAUAGACCCAGAUACCAUUGCAAUCUCUCUUAUUAAGAUGAUAAUUUGAAAUGAAAAAGUGAAAAAACAG